GCUAUCGUAAUGCAGGGAGUAAAGGAGCUGGGGCUGCUUUGAGGAGUACAAAGUUGUUCUUUUUAAUAUCCUGUCGGCUCACUCUUGGGGGGCUUUGUGUAAACGUGGAAUCACAGAAAGUUUGGGAGAAAUGUAGGUUAGUUUCUUAGGUCGCUUUGGUCGUUUUGCUUUACGAUGGAGGAACCUGCGACAAGACAGUUUGAGAUGUCCCUGUCAGACGGUGCCUCGGACGACGAUUUGCCUUUAACGUUACCUACAGAGGGCAGCCAGAGUGGGAGCAUCCGGAAGGGAUGUGAUCCUUUUGCGCAGACUCAGCGCAGUAAACUGCAGCACCGGCGAGCUCGCAUCAACCAGCAGAUCAACAAGGAGAUGCGCAUGAGAGCCGGAGCGGAGAACCUGUUCAGGGCAACAAGCAACAACAAGGUGAAGGAGACGGUGGCUCUGGAGCUCAGCUUCGUCAACUCCAACCUGCAGCUGCUCAAAGAGGAGCUGGAGGAGCUCAAUAGCAACAUGGAGGUGUACCAGACAGACAGCGAGGCUGUUAAUGUUCCCAUGAUCCCGCUCGGAUUAAAAGAAACCAAAGAGGUGGACUUCACGGUUUCUAUCCAGGACUUCAUCUGUGAGCACUACGGAGAGGACAGCUCUCUCUACGACAAGGAGAUCAAGGAGCUUAUGGAGCUCAGACAGGCCAUGCGUACACCCAGUCGUAACCAGGCCGGUCUGGAGCUACUGAUGGAGUACUACAACCAGAUGUACUACCUGGACCAGCGCUUCUUCCCCCUACACAGGAACCUGGGCGUACACUUCCACUGGUACGACUCUCUGACAGGCGUCCCGUCGUGUCAGCGUACGUUGGCCUUUGAGAAAGGAAGUGUGUUGUUCAACAUCGGUGCUCUGUACACACAGAUUGGAGCACGGCAGGACCGCUCUGCAACGGCGGGCAUAGACAAAGCUAUAGAUGCCUUUCAGAGAGCCGCAGGUGCGUUUAAUUACCUUAAGGAGAAUUUCUCCAACGCUCCGAGUCUGGACAUGAGUAGUCCGUCGCUAUGCAUGCUGGUACGACUGAUGGUUGCCCAGGUGCAGGAGUGUGUGUUUGAACGUGUUACACUCACCACACAGGACACACACUUCACUUCCCAACUGCGCCUGGCACAAGAGGCUGCACGGGUGUCAGACGUCUACUUGUUAGUGCAGCAGACCGUGACGCAACCUCUGAUGAAGGACUACGUGCCGUUUUCUUGGGCGUCCAUGGUUCAGGUCAAAUCUGAACACUUCCGCGCGCUCUCACACUACUACGCUGCUGUGGCACUCUGUGACCACACGUUGUCUGCUGAGGAUGAGGAGGCUGAUGAGGAAGCAGAGAAGGCUUUCCUCCAGUUCUACAUCAACGUCCCUGCAGGGCCACCGCUCAGCCAGGUUUUACGAGACCCUGAAAAAAGAAGAAAACUUGGUAAAGCUCACCUGAGGCGUGCGGUAAUCAGACAUGAGGAGGCCAUGCGCGUCCACAGUCUGUGUAAGAUCCUGAGGAAGAUGGACAUCCUGCAGGACGUGCUGUCUCUCACACACAAACGCUCUCUGGACAAGUACUCAGAGCUGGACAGAGAGGACGACUUUGAUGAAACCGCAGAGGCUCCAGAGAUACAGUCUCUAACCGAUCAGAAACCAGACAUCACUCCACCCAACUUCUCCACAGUGCAAGUUACUGAUAUCUUCCAAAGACUGGGGCCUCUGUCAGUGUUUUGUGCACGGGCUCGCUGGGGUCCGAUACGUGUGAUCUGCCUGCAGAGAGGAGAGGGUGGACUGGGUCUCACGCUCAGAGGAGACUCCCCCGUCCUGGUGGCUGGAGUGGUGCCUGGAGGCUGCGCGGCGGAGGCGGGACUAAGGGAGGGAGACUACAUAGUGGCAGUGGACGGACAGGACUGUAAAUGGGCCAAACAUGGCGAGGUGGUGCAGAUGCUGAAGAGCUGUAGUGACAGAGGAGUGGAGCUCAGUGUGGUCACAUUACACUCACAUGAUAUACAGCAGGUGGAAAGGAGGGCCAUCAUGCUGUCCCACAGCAGCGAUAAAGAAAACACUCGACAGCGUCUGGUGAGUGGCGCCAAGGGCCAGAGCUCUGCCUCCUUGUUGAACUGGAACAGGAAGAAGAAGCGGGAUGGCAGCGGGGUCACCAAGAGACUAGGAAGCACUUUCAGUCUGUCGUUUGGAAGCAUCCGAGACAGCGAGGCCAUGUACUGAGACAGGACUGCAGAGGAACCACUCAGGGAAUCACAGCAGUGGAGCACACGGUACGAUCAGGGCCGCAUUCAGACAGUAACACCAGCAGGGGGCGCUGCUGCAAAGAGCUCCAACAAAAAGCACAAGUUCAGUCCAGUGAUGUACGCCAGCACAGUCCAAUGUAUCCGACAACUUUGUUGGUCAAUCAAAUACGUGGAAGCACACAUACCAGGUAGAACACCUUGUAGCAUGUAGCUUGUUGCUAAUUUUUACAUUUCAAAAGUGAAGAUGGAGGAUGUUACCAUUGCUGCCAUGCCACCAUUUCCAGAGUUGAACAGUCCUGCCUCAGAGGAGCGCACUGUGGAGUCUAAAGGUGUGUAGAGCCAGAACACAAGGAAAAUCUUGGAAGGCGAUUGCUCAUAAACUUAAUGGAAAGAUGUGAGUAGGUGUGAAUUAAGGAAUGGUCGAGUACUUACAUACAGAGUACUUGGAUUAAAAACAAACAAAUGAAUUAUCCUUAAAAGCAAAAAGGAUAGUAUCCAAAAUAAACAGCCAAGCGAAAAUGUGGGUGGGGUUAUGGUUUUCCUAGCUCUCUGCGAUGCACAGACCUUAGAGAUUCACCACAUUGGUAGCUUGUUCUCUGGCUCAACAAACACCAUCCGCCCGCAGAAGCUUUCUCCUCCACAAAGGUUGUCUGGAUCUCCACUCACCAUCUUUGUGAUCAUGUGGCUGAUCUUCUCUGAGCUGGUGGCGUCACAACGGCAUGUGCUAACGCUGCUAGCACCGCUGUGUUCUCAUUGUGCUUAGUUAAUCCUCAAACUAGCUGUUUCUAUAAUACGCAAGUUUAAUGUUACAUAGCUUGCAUGAUGUGUGACUGAAAACGUUGGACGUUAUUAUGAGGCUGCUCAUUUUAUCGAUAGAAAAAUACAAUUACUCUACGUGUUGAACGAAUGCUGACCUCCACAUCAUGCCCAUCUGCAGCAUGAAUAGAUGUAAUUUCAUGGAGUGGCGCAAACUGAGGCUAAGACACGUUCACGCAAGUUGUUUGAACUUGUCAUCUUUGGUAUAUUAUAUGGUAUAUAUUAUUAUUCUAUUAUUGUACCAGCAUUCAUUAACAGUGAGCAGUUUGUGUCUGGUUGGGUCUUUCUGAGACAAGACAGUGUUACGUUUACAGACUGCCGUGCUGUUGCUGCUGCUUUAUAUAAGAAGGGGGCAGAAUGCAGAAUGACUUGAAUCACUGACUUUUCGGGGGCAGCCGUAUAAUAAACAGGAAGAACCAGAGUUUCUGGUGAGUUCUGAGUUUAGUCUGAGCUGCCACACAAACACGUCCGUUUCUAGUUAGCUAACAGCUAAUGUCUGUACAGUUGGCACGCUGUUUGGGUCAGCAGUCAAAUUUGUGUGAAUGAGGCGAAGCAAAGAUUUGUGUCGCUUUCUGUUUAAACACACCUUAAGUCUUAAAACUGGACUCCCUAAUUCUUCUUACCAACAAUAUGUAGCAACAUACCCACAACAACACAGCCCCGUGUUUUUACCUUCUGUCAGACAGGGAGCCAUGGACAGUGAGUUGAUCGAUCCAGUGCUAACACUGGUUUUUAAGAGAAGUUAAAUGUGCGAUACAUUUGGAUGAAAACACAGCUACUGGGUGGAGCUUCUGUUCUGUGUAAGACCACCGACACUGGAUACACCACCCAUCUGAAGGAUAGAGCAGAACUGACAAGCACCAUAUUUCUUGUGUCUUAUAUUUUCCUUACGUGGUCUGUAACAGUCGCCUGUUUAACCACUGAAGUGCUCCUAAAACCAUCUGAAACUUUGAU
This is a messenger RNA of Morone saxatilis (striped sea-bass), 4028 nucleotides long. RefSeq names its product rhophilin, Rho GTPase binding protein 1 (gene rhpn1). NCBI's taxonomy places the organism in Eukaryota, Metazoa, Chordata, Actinopteri, Moronidae. Gene Ontology annotation, molecular function: protein binding. Gene Ontology annotation, biological process: signal transduction; negative regulation of stress fiber assembly. The record is from RefSeq and is a predicted model, not a curated record.